Molecule: messenger RNA, 1162 nt
Organism: Rubroshorea leprosula
Lineage: Eukaryota; Viridiplantae; Streptophyta; Magnoliopsida; Malvales; Dipterocarpaceae
Source: the annotation of a GenBank genome assembly
AAGUUACAUGGAAAUAAUUUAUUUGUAUGUGGUGACAGACACAUUAUCAAUGGGGUUUAAAGGAUGAGGAUGCAAUCUGAAAGGCGUUCUUAAGAUCAAUGAAGAAAGGAUGGGGUGAUAAUAUGAAGGAUGAACGGGAUAAGUGGCGUGCAAACAGUGAGUAUAGGCUGGUAUGGGUGCCUGAGCACCUAUGGCCUACAUUAUGCGCUUAUUGGGAUUCUGCUGAGUUUCACAAUCUUGGCGAGAGGGGGAAGAAAAACCAAGCAUCUAGGGAACGAGUUACACACACUAUAGGAUCAACCAAAGCUGCUGGGGGGGUAAGGCCAGCACACCAAGAGCUAUAUAAGGAAACACAUACUUUACGAAAAGGUGUCCCCCAAGGACAAGAAGCUCCAUGGUGUGGCGACAAACAUAAGACUCGGCAUGAUACGUAUGUUAGUGAGUGCUCUGCUACAUAUGGCUCGGACUCAGCAUCAUGGCCACCUCGGGACAAUGAUGCUUGGGCAACUGCUGUUAGGGGAUGCCACAGCAAUUUCAUGCUAGGAAUUGGUUCACAGCAAUUUGCUGAUUUUAGUGCCUACGAGAUGCGCCCGCCUAGUGUUACACCAUCAUUGCCUCACACUGGGCAAGCAUUUCCUCCUGUAGGGACAUCAUUCCCUAUUGCUGGGCCAUCGUUUCAUGCUAGUGGGCCAUCAUUUCCUCAUGCAAUGCCAAUGCAAAUGCCAAUAGAACCUGCAUUCCCCAUGGGCCAAAUGGGGAGACAAUCAAGAUCUCCAGGUACAUCUUCAGUCAAUCCCCCACAAGAUGAUUAUGGUUACCAGCCGAGAUUUGAUGCAGAUUACCAAGGUCCAUUUGGGCCGGAAUGAUCAGUGUGCAUGAGGUUGCGAAUGCAAAACUUGGCAUGUUCUUGAUACUUAAGGAAAAUACUUUUAGUUUCUGGGUUUGUGAUUUCAACUUGUUAGGACAUUGGUGUAUAUGUCAGUUGGAAUUGAAUGGUUUGUGGUAAUAUUAACUGUAUUAUUAUGACUUGCAAGUUUAGAAUAUGUAAAUGGUCAUGUUAAAUGUUGCAAGUGGUACUUAUAUACUUAUCUUUUAAUUUAUGAUUAUGAGAUGAGGGAAUUAUAUAAGUGGUACAUAUUUAUAAUAAUGUGAUGAAUUGAAA